Messenger RNA from Scophthalmus maximus (turbot), 8453 nucleotides. It is a transcript of the gene sbno2b, whose product is annotated as protein strawberry notch homolog 2. The transcript is spliced from 32 exons. Lineage: Eukaryota; Metazoa; Chordata; Actinopteri; Pleuronectiformes; Scophthalmidae. Gene Ontology annotation, molecular function: chromatin DNA binding; histone binding. The coding region runs from base 293 to 5194 and encodes 1633 amino acids. Gene Ontology annotation, biological process: regulation of DNA-templated transcription. Gene Ontology annotation, cellular component: nucleus. The record is from RefSeq and is a predicted model, not a curated record.
AACAUUUUUUCGCUAUUCAAAAUGGCACCGUCUCAAUCAGGAAGUGGAGAAAACAACUCAGAAGAAUAAGUUGGAUACGAUUCCCGUCCGCCGUUUGUUUGACGCGAGUCUUCGAUCGAAAGCCGGGCCGCGCGGUCCUGCUUCGGAAUUUCGAGUCGAGUAACGCGUUCACGGUCAUGGAGAGCAUUCACCCUUGUUAGAAGUACUACCUAGGACAAAGCCAGCACGUGAGUGGUGGUCAGAGGGUGCUUAGCUUAAGUCAGCUGGUGGUCAUGUGUGAAACUGUGGUCUGAUGCCCACCCUCCCCUCAGCGCUGGCCAUGGACGGGGAGAACUACCUGCAUCCAGAAGGCCCUCAGCUGGACAGCAGCUUGUUCUCUGUGGCCUCCUCUAACAUGGAGAGUUCAAUAUAUGCGUCCUCUGGAUCCUGGGGAUCCUUUUCUCAGCAGGCUGGAUACAGCAUACACUGCCCUAUGCAAUCUGGAAACCAGCAAUACCACUUUAACAGCAGCACUACCACCACCACUCCGGAUACGCACAUGGACGUGUACUCGGGAUUCCCUGACGUGGACUUUUCCAGCCUCAACCUUCCUAGAAAUGGAGAUUUCCCUCAGGACCUGUCCUGCAUUGAUGACCUCUCCACAAACUCUUUGUUCUCCUCUCCGGCUGACUCACUGUCGGAGUAUGCUGAUGCCCAGUCCUUCAUCAGCACGGAUAACCUGGACACAGUGCCCACCCUCUGGGACGUCAACACUAGUACCACCACCACACCAGCACAGAGCCAGCUAGAGCAGAAUGGCACCAGCAGGUUUCAUGGCUUGGCCAGUUUGGAUGAUAUAACUGCUAUUAUCAGCACCCCACCUUUAGGAGGAUUCCAGGCUCCGAGAACCCAGACUCAACCGGAGGAAGAAGAGGAUGCCGAGGAAGAGGAGACGGAGGAACUGGGACACGUAGACACUUACGCGGAGUACAAACCUUCUAAAUCCACCAUAGGAAUCUCUCAUCCUGACAUAGUGGUGGAGACCAACACACUAUCCAGUGUCCCUCCUCCUGACAUCACAUACACUCUGUCUAUCCCUCAGUCAACUAUUAACAGCGGCUCGCUGUCCGCUCUGCAGCUAGAGGCCAUCAUCUACGCCUGCCAGCAACACGAGGUGAUCCUUCAGAACAACCAGAGAGCAGGCUUCCUGAUUGGCGAUGGGGCAGGGGUCGGAAAGGGACGCACUGUGGCAGGAAUCAUCCUGGAGAAUUAUCUUAAGGGAAGAAAGAAAGCACUGUGGUUCAGCAUAUCCAAUGAUCUGAAAUUUGAUGCAGAGAGAGAUCUCAAAGACAUAGAUGCACCGAAUAUUCCUGUGCAUGCCUUAAACAAGAUUAAGUAUGGAGACACAGCUACCUCAGAAGGAGUCCUGUUCGCAACGUACUCUGCGCUGAUUGGAGAGAGCCAGGCAGGGGGGCAGCGGCGGACAAGAAUUAAACAGAUCCUGGACUGGUUCAAGCCAGACUUCGAUGGAGUUAUUAUUUUUGAUGAAUGCCACAAAGCCAAGAAUGCCACAUCUACAAAGAUGGGCAAGGCAGUGCUCGACCUGCAAAACAAGCUGCCACGGGCCAGAGUGGUGUACGCCAGUGCCACAGGUGCUUCUGAGCCAAAGAACAUGAUCUAUAUGAGCCGCCUGGGAAUCUGGGGUGAGGGUACGCCCUUCAGAACAUUUGAAGACUUCCUGCACACCAUCGAGAAGAGAGGUGUCGGUGCCAUGGAGAUUGUUGCCAUGGACAUGAAAGUGAGCGGGAUGUACAUUGCCAGGCAGCUGAGCUUCUCAGGGGUAUCUUUCCAUGUCGAAGAGAUCGGACUGGACACUGACUUUAAACUGGUCUAUAACAAGGCUGCCAAACUGUGGGCUGAGGCGUUGCAAGUGUUCAUGCGUGCAGCUGAUGAGCUGGGCCUGGUCAGCAGGAAGUCUCUGUGGGGACAGUUCUGGUCGUCUCACCAACGCUUCUUCAAAUACCUCUGUAUCGCUGCCAAGGUCCGCUGCCUUGUGGAGCUGGCCCAGAAGGAGCUGCAGGCCGGAAAGUGCAUCGUUGUCGGCCUCCAGUCCACUGGAGAAUCCCGCACCAGAGAAGUCCUGGAUGAGAACGAUGGGCAUCUGGACAGAUUUGUCUCUGCAGCAGAGGGAGUAUUCCAGUCUCUUGUCACAAAACAUUUCCCUUCGGAGAAACAGAGGAGAGAGAAGGCACCGGGGAAUAAGAGGAAACGGAAGCCCAGAGGUCGCCAGCCCAAGGUACCCAAGCACACCGUGGACAGCGGCGGCGUGAUCAACAUCACCGAUGACAGCAGCAGUGACUCCGACGGCAUGGACACAGACUCCAACUCCUCACCCGACUCCCUGCUGGACAAUGAUGACGUCAUCUUCGUGAACCACACUAGCUGCCAGACAGCGAGGAUAGAGGAGAUGAAGCAUUGCCUCCUCAACAAAAUAUCAGAGCUGGGAAAAGUACUACCUCUCAACACCUUGGAUGAGCUCAUUGACAAGUUUGGUGGACCAGAUAAAGUCUCAGAGAUGACUGGUCGUAAGGGUCGUGUGGUUCGUCGUCCUGAUGGCAGCGUCCGUUACGAGUCACGGGCUGAGCAGGGUCUUACGAUCGACCACAUAAACCUCAAGGAAAAAGACCGCUUCAUGGGCGGAGAGAAGUUGGUGGCCAUCAUCUCGGAGGCAGCCAGCUCUGGGAUUUCCCUGCAGGCAGACAAGCGAAUAAAGAACCAGAAGCGCAGGGUCCACAUGACCCUGGAGCUGCCGUGGAGUGCAGACAGGGCUAUUCAGCAAUUUGGUCGCACCCAUCGGUCCAAUCAGGUGACGGCCCCAGAGUACAUCUUCCUCAUCUCAGAGCUGGCUGGAGAGAGACGUUUUGCCUCCAUUGUGGCAAAAAGACUAGAGAGCCUGGGGGCAUUAACACAUGGAGACAGAAGAGCCACCGAAUCCAGAGACCUGAGCAAGUACAAUUUUGAAAACAAGUAUGGUACCAAGGCUUUGGAUAAGAUCACCAAAGCAAUCCUUGGCCACAUAGAGAACAAGGUGCCCCCUCCCAAAGGCUACCCAGGGGGCGAAGCCAUCUUCUUCAGAGACAUGAAAUUCGGAAUGAUGGAUGUGGGGAUAUUUUGUAAGGAGCCUCGCUUUGGGAUCAGUACUGAGAAAGACUGCAGCAUCACCAAGUUCCUGAAUCGUAUCCUCGGCCUGGAGGUCCACAAGCAGAAUUAUCUCUUCCAGUACUUCACUGAUAACUUUGACUACCUAAUCGAGAAGGACAAGAAGGAGGGCAAAUACGACAUGGGAAUCCUAGACCUCGCCCCAGGUAACGAUGAGAUCUAUGAGGAGAAGCAGGAAUCUUUCCUGACAGUCGGAAACCCUCAGGAUGGACAGGUUGUUCUCUACAAGAUCAGCGUGGACAGAGGAAUGCCCUGGGAUGAGGCCUACCACAGGUCACUGAAGCUCAGUGGUCCUGAUGAGGGAUUCUACCUGUCCCAAAAGCUGCGCGGGAACCACCCAUGUGUGCUGCUGGCUGAGCAAGGAAGAGGCAAGAACUUCAUCGUCUUCAAGCCCAACAUCGGAAAGCAGACCCACCCUGAGAGCCUGGACAACCUGCACCAACGUUACCGGAAGGUGACUCCCGAGGAGGCCAGAGACAGCUGGGAGAACCAGUUCACCUUCUCCUUCAAGAAGUGUAGCCAUGCCAACUGGAAUGGGAAGUGUAAGAAAAUUGAAGAAGGCAACGAGUGUCUGCAGGGCAUGCGCCUGCGUCAGUACCACAUGUUGUGUGGUGCACUACUGCGCGUGUGGAAGCGUGUGUCCGACGUCGUGUCUGACAUCAACAACACCAGCAUCCUGCAGAUCGUCCGCCUCAGAACGAAGCAGCACAACAAGCAAGUUGGUAUCAAGAUCCCAGAGAACUGCGUGGCCCGUGUGCGCGAGGAGCUGUUGCUAAUGGACGAGGAGGUGAAGAGGAGGCGAAAGGAGAAGGAGCAGCAGGCCGUGGAGCAGCGGCUGGCUGAGGAGCGCAUGCGUAAGAUGGAGCAGGAGAACAAGCAUCUCCUGGCAAAUCUGUUCAACCAGAAACCCAUGCUUAACCAGUCCCUCGCUCAGUCUCUCACCCAGAACCAGAUCCUCAAACUGAAACUGAACCAAAACGCUCUAUCGAGGACACAAAGUGGGAGCUUCUCUCAGCUACAGGGAAUGCCAGGCCAGACCCAUUCUCCCUUACAUCCAUCCUCCCAGAACUUAACCAUGUUGUCCUUACAGAGAAACCCCAGCCAAACCCAGCAACGGACCCACAACAGCUGGCCCAACAAUUCCUCAACCACCACCAACCAGGGCCCUCUGCCCAACACAGUCAGCCUCAGCUCCAAUUUCUCCCAGUUUUACCCCCAGUCGUACGGUUCCUCUUUUCCACAGCUGAAGAACACGUCUCUUCCACUCCACCAGUCCACGCUGUCCCCCAGCUUGUCUUCCAAGGAUCCCCUGAAUGAGAUCUUGGACCUGACUGUCAGCUCACCGUCCCCCUCCCCAGACAGCACGGAGGGUGGGCUGAGGCUGGACACGCUGGCAGGAAAUGCAGUGGCAUUCGGAGAUGACUUCAAUCUGGAGUCUCUGAUUUCCCAGAGUGCUUCUAAUGCCCAGCACGCUGCUCAAAUACAGCAGCCUCUUUUGCUACAACAGCAGCACCAGCAGCAGCAGCAGCAUCAACAUCUGCAGGCCACACAGCAGCAGAAUCACAACCUGCUGGCCAAUAACCACCAUCAAAACAUAUUAGAUUUAUUUGACUUGCCCCUGUCUCCCCACAUGCCCACACAGAAGGUCAGCCCUUCAUCCUCCGCUUCCUCCUGCUCUUCCUCCACGUCCUCUGCCUCGUCUGUCACAAACAACCUGGCUCCUCACGUCUCCUCCAGCCUCCCGCCCGCUUCCACUCUCCUCCCAACGUCCUCCUCCUCUUCUCUCUUCAGCCCGCCCUCCUCCUCCUCCUCAUCUCUGUUUCCCAACUCUUCCCCCUGCUUCCCUUCCCCCUUUCUCCUCCCCCAGUCGGACUCUCUGUCCUUACCCAACGGCCAUUGCAAUUCCGGCACACUCGACGUUCGCGAGGCACUGAACAGCAUGCUACAGGCCGGAGCGGACCGCAAGUCUGUCAUUAAGUACCUGCAACAAGACUGAGAGCGUAGAAAUGGCAACAGCUCGGACUCUGUUGUUCUUUAAGUCAUUUUCUUUGUUUGUCUCUUAAAGCAGAUUGCAUCUUGUUUGCUGCUGUUGAUGAUCGCAACCUCGGACCUAUUCCCUCUCCCCUCAGGGCCUAUAGUCACGUCACUGCCUGUCCUGCGCUUUGCUCACCCUUCUCUUUACCCACCUGUCGCAUUCACCUGCUCCAGGCUGUCGAGGUGAUGGCGGGCUCGAUCAACACCAGAUUUCUACACCAAAGUGUGUCCUCCACAGUGAAAGGCAGCUGUUAAAAUAAAAGUGGAAAAAACAACAACAUGUGAUAACUGUAUUUUAUUGAACAUACGAGCUGUCCAAACAAAGGCUCAUUCAUUGAGGUGUAGAAAUCUUAAACAAACCUCCCGCUGCUUAAUUUUUACGAGGUAUGAUCAGUGAAGUUGCUGGAAGCUCUGAAUGCCUUUCGACAGUGAACACAACAUCUUUAGACUUUGCUUUACUGUUACUUUGCUUCACGGCCGUCUGUCUUGGCUCAAUCGAGGCUGUAUGCAGGGCUUGGUUUGAGUGACAACAAAAGUCAGUGUUGAACUGGAAGAAAAGACUUCAAAUCUGUUAGCUGAUUAGCCAUGAAAUGCCUCAGUUCUCAUCCUUUCUUCUACAAGCUCCCUUUUGUUUCUCUCUUUGCUUGUAUGAACACUAGUGUGAGGGAAAAGGGGGAGGAAGAGCAGUCUGCUGUUGCAAACAGUGCCUUUAGAGAAAUCUAUAAAUGCAGUCUAAAAUCCAUGUAGCCUAAUGUAUAGAUUUGUAUUUUUGAGCGUUGGUUUUAAUUUUUAUUUAAUAUGGUGUAUUUCUAUUUAAAUAUUAGCCCCCUUAGUCAUUCAUUUAUCAUUUGUGUUACACUAUGCUGGUGGUGGGUUUCAGGAAGAAGCCUCCGCUGAGCCUGUAUGUGCUUGUUUGAUAGUCUGUGGAGCUGUGACUGUGCUGGGAGCUCAGUGUGGCACAAAAUGUUGAGCAGCAUGGAUAAAAAUUGUGUCCAAAUUUUUUUAUCACCCUUCUUUUUGUUUUUAAGCUGACAGUAACAUUUAGUGAUAUGACUCCUGGUUUGAUUUGACUUUGAAUUUCUCAGGAAAGUCUCAAGUGUUUAGUUGGGCUGAUUCGUGUGUCAUUUUGCAAAGAGGAUGGAAAAUGUAUAGUCUUUAAUUACAGUGGAGGACAAAGAAUUUAUUCUCUCGGGGUUUGAAAAGAAAACAGAAGCUUUCACUUUGACAGUAGCAGCAAGUGCGGUUAUGUUUUCUCAAACACUGGGUUCGAGAGGAGCUCAAAUUAUAACAAAUAAGUGAAUAAAUAUCUUUCCAUUUCAGGCAUUAAGGCUAUAACAACAUUUGACACGUGUAGACUUGUAAUGUGCACUGUCCGUGAUAGUACACGUUUUAAAGACCUGUGAGAUCUGGCCGUCUAUUAGUAGAAUCUAUGUACUGUUCAUGACAAAAUGGUGGGAAACGUUCAAGAGAUCAAAAAGCAAUAAAACCAUAUUCUACAUUUGUGAUGAAACAGAAAUGCCUAAGUACUGUUAAGGCUCAACAGGCAAAGCUUUAUUGCUACGUUUGCAUGACAUGAAUCUUCUUAUUUCUGUUGUGCUUCAAAGUCUUUUAGUUAAUCAGAUUCUGAAAUGCAUACAACCUUUGUAUAGUAAAGUUUUCACGGGAUGAGCGCAAUGUGCUCUUGAUGUUUUAGUCCUCGUUAUUAUUAAAGUUAUUGUUAUUUAUAUUUAAGGGAAAUUUAGAUUUUAGAUAUGUUAUCCUGCUUAUUAGAAUAGUGAACAAAAAUGUUUGGUCAGGGACGUUUGUAGUUGUCACGAUUGCUAUAAAACAAAUUCUAUUAUAACCUGCCACCAAAUAAGAUUGCACUGUUCUGUACUGCUGUACAGUGUCUGGAUUUAUUUCUGCUCAUUUCAGUUUUGCUUUUAUUUUCCUCUCCCUCAAGUACAACUGUUUCUCCAACUUGUAGACCGUAGUCAGGCCUCGAGUUCGCAGAGAGAUACCAAAGUAUUCCACAAGACACCCCUAAAGUUACUGGCUCGAAGAUAUCAGACCUUUUAUCAAUCUCAGGAAGAAACCUAUAAGAGGUGUGACGGCGGGGCGUCAGCAGAAAUAUAUAAUUUCCCCUCAAACCAGUGGUGAAACUUACCAAUACAUGUUGUUUUUUUCUUACCUUUCGUGCUGUGACUCUUGCUGUAUUUAUGUUUUAGACUUAAAUGUGAUGGGUUUGUCGUUUGUCCUCGUGAAGAUGUUCAGUGAUUCUAAAUGAUUAUGCCUUCUUAGGGCAAAGAUCAAAGACUGUUUCUUUUUCAGGAACAGGAUUUUUCUUGCAGACGUUUUUUUAUUUUUCGUUUGUGUUGCAGUUUCCGGACAGUUAAUUCCUGCUCAGAUCGGAUGGAGUUUGGAGUCGAUGUGCACCCAGGUUAUACUGACAUGUGCAAAUGAUCGAAGCCUUUGCUCCUCCCUCAGUGUGACAGGUGUAGGGUUAGAGUGACUCCCUCACAGUAUCACGUAUCCAUGCUAUUGUUUUUUUUUGUUUUUUCAUGUUUUCUUCGUACCCUCAUUAAUUUUGUUUUUAAUUUUCCUCACCAUACACAUUCCGAUACAUCAGUCUGCAAAAGAUUUGCCUUCAAUUCUGUGUGUAAUAGUCACACAAAUAAAGCUUUACGCAUUUUGAGGGAUAUGGACCGCAUUUUUUAUUAAGGCUUUUUAAAAAAAACAAAAAACAUUUUUUCAUUGUAGUUAGGCCUUUUAUAAUUGAAUUAUCUUUUUUUUGCACUAAGAAUGGCAUAAUCAAGUUACUGUUCUCUGGUUUGUUAUGAUUGAGCGUUGCAAGCUUGUUGUGUUUCUUAUCUUCGAUGGAUUGCUCGAUGUAUACUGUAACCAUCUCCCCCGUUUCUCCACUGUUUGCAUAUUAUAUAAAUGUUAUUACUCUCAAAUAAUUUAUUGCUAACAAAAAAUGAAACAAAAAACAUGCUACUGAUUGUAUGUAUUUUUAAACAAAGCCUAUUUUUUCUGUACAAAAAGAAACUGUGUUCAGCACUUUUAUUCUGGGUUGUGCUUUUUUUUUCUAUAUAUUUAUAAUUUAGAUCCAAAUGUAUAUAUUGUAAAAUUUGUGCCUUUCGACUAAUUCUUUAAAAAGGUUUUCUACUCAUUAAAGGAAGGACUAUAUGAAAUUGCAAUCUUAACUUUGUAAACAAAUAAAAACUUGAAGAUUGCUGAAA